CCUCUGGCCGCUCAAGGACCUCCAGGACCUUCAGGACCUUCAGGACCUCCAGGACCUCCAGGACCCCAAGAACCUCUGGGAACUGCGGGACCACCAGAGCGUCCAGGGCACCCAGGACCUCCAGGACCCAGAGAACCUGCAGGACUUCCAGCACCGCAGCAACCAGGACUUCCAGGACCCUCCAGGCCCAUGGACCCCAAACGUCUGUCAACAGGCUCCCAGCAGGUCCGGCUCAGGAAGAGGACAAAGAGAGAAUGGAGACCGCUGGAGGACCGGAGCUGCACCGACCUGCCCUGGUUCCUGCUCUUCACCGUCUUCUGCGUCGGCAUGGGCAGCAUCUGUGGGUUCACCAUCGUCACCGGGGGCGCCGCGCGCCUCGUCUUCGGAUAUGACAGCUACGGCAACACCUGCGGCCAGCGCAACGAGCAGAUCGAGGGCGUCAGGCUCAGCGGCCUCGACCACACCGACAGGAAGUACGUCUUCUUCCUGGAUCCCUGCAACAUCGACAUCGUUCAGAGGAAGAUCAAGUCCAUGGCUCUGUGUGUGUCGCUCUGUCCCAGCGAGGAGCUCACCUCCUACCAGGACCUCAAGAGGUUCGCCAUGCUCAACGGCUCUGAGCUGUGUUCCUACGAGCUGGCGGGACAUAAAUACCCCGGCCUGCCGGAGAGGUUCACCAAAUGCCCCAAACUGCCUGUCCCGCCCAGCAAAGCGCUGCCGGUGUUUAAUCGCUGCACGCCGGUCGACAUCUCCUGCUACGCCAAGUUCGCCGAGGCCGUGGUGACCUUCGUGGGCGACAACAGCGUUCUGCACCGGCUGAUCGCCGGCGUGGCCGCCAGCAAGGAGAUCAUCAUCGGCCUGUGUCUGCUGGCGCUGGUCCUGUCCAUGCUGCUCAUGGUGAUCAUCCGCUACAUCUCGGCCGUCCUCGUCUGGAUCCUCACGGCGCUCGUCGUCCUCGGCUCUCUGGCGGGCACCAGCGUGCUCUGGUGGCUCUACAUCGAUCAUCGGUUGUACGGCAACGACACGUCGACCAAAGUGACGAAGGAGGUGAAAGAGGAGGUGGAGGUGAGCCGGGACAGCGGCCAGGCCCUGCUGGUCUACGCCAUCUCCGCCACCGUCUUCACCGUGAUCCUCCUGCUGCUGAUGCUGUUCAUGAGGAAGCGCGUGGCUCUGACCAUCGCUCUGUUCCACGUGGCGGGGAAAGUCUUCAUCCACCUGCCGCUGCUCGCCCUGCAGCCCUUCUGCACCUUCCUCGCCCUGCUGCUCUUCUGGAUCUACUGGAUUCUGGUGCUGCUCUUCCUGGGAACCACCGGGAACCCGGAGCAGAACGAGGAGACGGGGCUGACGGAGUUCCGGCUGACGGGGCCCCUGCAGUACCUGACGUGGUACCACGCCGUGGGCCUGGUCUGGAUCAGCGAGUUCAUCCUGGCCUGCCAGCAGAUGACGGUGGCCGGGGCCGUCGUCACGUACUACUUCACCAGGGACAAGAACAGACUUCCUGUGACGCCCAUCCUGUCGUCGGUGCUGCGGCUGGUGCGCUACCACCUGGGCACCGUGGCCAAAGGCUCCUUCAUCAUCACCCUGGUCAAGAUCCCACGCCUCAUCCUCAUGUACAUCCACAACCAGCUCAAAGGAAAGGAAAAUGCGUGCGCUCGCUGCAUGCUGAAAACCUGCAUCUGCUGUCUGUGGUGUUUGGAGAAGUGCCUCAACUAUCUCAAUCAGAAUGCUUAUGCAGCCACAGCCAUCAACAGCACCAGUUUCUGCACGUCGGCGCGCGACGCCUUCGUGAUCCUGGUGGAGAACGCUCUGCGCGUCGCCGCCAUCAACGCCGUCGGAGACUUUGUUCUCUUCCUGGGGAAGGUGCUGAUCGUCACGUCGACGGCGUUCGCCGGCGUCUUGCUGCUGAACUACCAGCGGGACUACGCCGAGUGGCUCCUCCCCCUCAUCAUCGUGUGUCUGUUCGCCUUCCUGGUGGCUCACUGCUUCCUGUCCAUCUUCGAGAUCGUGGUGGACGUCCUCUUCCUCUGCUUCGCCAUCGACACCAAGUACAACGACGGCACCCCGGGCAAGGAGUUCUACAUGGACAAAGCGCUGAUGGAGUUUGUGGAGAGCAGUCGGCGGCUGGAGCGGGUGGUGGAGCGCGGGCGGAGCCGGGCCAAGGAGGUGGUGUCGGAAGGAGCGGAGAUGAAGCCCAUGGCUCCGGGAACAAGUUCAGCUUGACCAAAAUCACCGAAUGGGACUUUUUCAGAAAAAAAAGACAUUCCAAAAUGUUUAUUUUUACCAAUGUGUAACAUGUUUACUAUGGUUUCACUCCAGGGAAUACAAUAUUUUAAUAAGAAACUGUAAAAAAAAAAUAACAAUGUAAUGAAGCACUUUAUAUUGAAGCGCUGCAUAUUUUAAAAAGGCUGAUGCAUUUUUCGUAGUGAUGUCCUUUUUUAUAAGACUAAAAACAACGAUUGCCAUCUAGUCAGAACACUGUACUAAUAGGUCUUGAGUCACUUUUCGGUUGUUAACGUUUUUCGCAUAGCGAGUUUCUUUCUUUUUUUCCUGUUCCUUUCUCUUUUUUUCCCUUUUUUUUUUGAGCUUGGGCAUCUCCGCUGGCGAGGCGCCCGCUAAUCACUUCGAUGGCAAACCACUUAAACGUGUGUUUUUAAUCAACCACUAAAAAAAAAAAAAAAACCUAAUCAAUCACGCGAGACUCUCAUGUCGGAUUUGGAUUUCAUGCAUCACCAAGGAAGGAAGGAAGGAGCGCUCUCAUGUCAUCGGCUGUGUUUUUACCGGAGUGAACGAGGGCUCGGGUCUUUUUUGCAGCUUAAACUUGUGUGUACUGUAUGUGUGAGCACAAAGUGACUCUCUGGAUGGACGGCUGAGUUAUUUCACCCCGCUUUCCGCCCAGUUAUAUCCACCGUGUCUGUAGGCGGGGGGGCCGGCGGUACGAGACCAUCCCGCCGCCCCCCCGCGACUCUUCUCGGCGGCCCCUUGCAGAUAUGAAGGUACUGGAGAGGUGUAACGAUGGUAAGAACAGCCAUAAACCUCCACGUAGGAGCGUUCACCCAGAUCUCCAUCCUCUGUGCCGACACCCAGCCCGUCCUCUCACAUUUACAAAGGGCUCUUGAGAACCAGAACUGGAUGGGGUCGAGGGUCGGACCUCAGCCGAGCGCGACGACAGCGAGGCGGAUCGUCCGGAGGGCUGCAAAGCUCGGGUGGUUUUUUUUUUUUUUUUGGUUUUGUUUUGUUUAGUUUUUGUUUUCCACUGAACCCAGUUUGAUUGUCAUCCUGAACUGGGUGUCUGGUUCAUUUUUAUUUGAUCAGCUGCUCGUUUGGACUGAAGGACAGCGGACCUGAUUUCCGCUCGGUUUUGUCCCCGUUUGAAUGCAAGACAGAAACUGGACUCCCCCAACUCGUUCACACUGCGAGCAGCUUCGUCAAGGGGUCACACUUUUCUAAUCGGCUGUGUUUUAGGUGAUGCCGGAGGCUUUGAUUGAAUCUGAACCGGCAGCUCCUGGGCUGGGAGCUGCUCUAAUCACUCUACACUGUUUUGAAGAGUUAUCAUUGGUAGCCGCAAUCUGCAAGUGCUCAUUAUGUCGAUUCCUAGAAAAUAAAGAGGAAAAAAAAUCAAAAUGGCUUCAGUGGGGAUGGGAAUCACCAGAGGCCCCACGAUGUGAUGUUACCACGAUACUUAAGUCACAAUACAAUAGUAUUGUGACUUUAAACAUUUUGCAAAUUACAUCCCCAAAGGAAAAAUUUGCAAUAUCUGUUUAAUCUAAUACGUUAUCUUUCUGUUCAUCUCCCUUCAAUCAUUUUUAUAGCAGCAAAAUUUGACAGACUGACCAACUCUGUCACCAAAACCUGUCAGAAAUGUCCUAUUGUCAAUUCUUGGUGAAUAAAGUCGUAGACAACGAGGAAGGAAAUAUUAAAAAGCAUUUAUUGUAGUGGCUAAAUCAUUAAAAAUGCCAACUUGUUCUGACCACUGGAGGUCUUUGUCAGGGCUUCGGACACAUCUCCUGAUGUUUGGAGUGCCUGGAUCGCUCUCUGAAGUACUCCUGUGUACCAGGUACUCCUGUGUACCAGGUACUGCGUCCUAUGUGCUGUUUUACAGUUUCCAAGAGCAAAUUAUUGAUCUUUGUUUGAUCCUACUGAGCAACCAGUCAUCUUUUCUGUUGGUCAAAAGUUGUGGAGAACUGGGAAGCUUUGAAAAAGAACCACUUCUCCAUUUUCCGCCUGACAGACAAAACUACUGCUAAUGAAGCAACACAACAUCAGGGAAACUGGAAAGAAAUGCACAGAUCUGAUUGGCUGUGCACAGGUGAUGAGCAAAGUUCCUGUGACUGGUUGACGGCGUUGCUCGCAGUGUGAAUGUCCUGCCAGGGUUUGUGGCCCUCUGCGACGACGGCGCUCACAGUUCAGAUCGGUUUGGACAGUUGACGUCUCCACAAGCCUGCGGCCGGUCCGGGCAAACCUUCAGAGCGGACGAUGCGGGCCAGAAUAUAUUCCAUUUUUCUAGAUUACAAUCUGCUGUUGCUCUGCAUUGUGUCUCAACUCCAGUGCAUAAAGAGUGCUGGAAGCAGCAGCACACCUUUGAAAAUGUUUAUGAACACUAAAACACAACAGAAUUGGCGAGGCCCGCCCGUCCGUCUGUGAUGAAGUUGUUCCAUGAAAUUUCCCCUGCGGAGGGCUGAGUCUGACCUGUGGAGAUGACAGCUGUACUUAGGCAGCCAGCAAUAAAACAACCUGCAUCACAUUAACAGCUACAAAAUAAAAGUCUUCCUGCUUUUUCACAGAACAUUUUCAGGACGGUGGGUUGGGCUGGCGAGGCCAGACGGGGCAGCAGACCCCUGUCAGACUUCCUCCAGGGUUCGGCUGAUCUGGGCGUUUGACACCAACACUGGUGGCUUUGUUGGUGGGACUCAUUGUAUGCCAAUAUUGAACAGUAUGUAUGACAAUAUUGAAUAAUGAACAGCUCCAAUUUUAACCAUUUGUAUGCAAAAUGCAAAAAAAAUGACCCGAAUCCAGGGUUUCCCCAACAAAACUGUUCUCCAUGUCAGGAUGGACCAACCUCUUAAACCACUGAAGCAUUUAGGCCGUCCUGAGACACUAAAACUCUCCACCAAAGCCAGACUUCUAAGUAUUUUAGGAUUAUCCGCUCUUUAAAAUGCUUCUUGGAUAGUUUUUAUCGUUAUUUGAGAGGGGACAAUGUACAUUACUCAACAUUCGAACAGAUGUAAAUAGACCUGGGUUAUUUAGCUACUUUCAUCGGUAGUCCCUUUGCCAGAUGUGGUCAGGCAUCCUAGAACAACAAAAUAAUAUAAUAUACAAUAUUUAAAAUCAAGCUACAUUGUGGUGAAAAGCAUUUACAACACAGCUAGAGUUUAGAGCCUUUAAAUACAAAAUCAGAGGUGAUGACGUCUGAUGUUCAAUAAAAAGCCAAUUUUCAGUCGAACCCUGGUCGGCUCUGCUGGUGAAACAAGGCGACUGUUUGGGCAACGGAGCUCCAAGAAACGAGCGACAACAUCAGCAACAGUCCACAUCUCUCCUGGCAGGACGGUCCCGACUGAAUCUUCCAACGGGACAAAGCGUUUCCCAAACCGUUGCCUUGUUGACCGCUGCCCUGCUGGCCAGCUAGGUUUUCUGUUUUUGUUGUUUGUUUGUUUGUUUUUGUUUUUUUUUUUGGAUCUGCUGGCAAAGAGAAAAGAUUUGGGUUCAGGCCGGUGCGGUAGGAAGUGCAGAAGAGCGUGUAAGCCUUAAAAAAAUAAAAGUCCCAGAGGAUAUUUAGUGCUUCAGAUGUGCAGAGACGGUCCUACCACCAGGGUGAGAGACGAGCGGUGUCACUUUUGGAUUUGACUAGAAAACACUACCUUUUGUUUUCCUGUGAAGGUGUUGCUGUGACUGAUAUGAAUUGCACAUUGUACUGUAUGCAGUCGGAUUUUUUUUUUUUUUUCCUUAGGAGAUUAGAUGUAUUGGACCGGCUAGUGCUCGCGUCUUGUGUAUUAUGACAUUGUGAAGUGUUGAGGAUGGACGAUUUUAAUAGUUCCUGACGGCUGUGACUGUUGCCAUAACCUUUUGUGUUUCCUUUCAGAGCUAAACCUCGUCACUUCAGAAACUUUUGUGUUUGGAGAACAGGAGAACAAAAUGAAGAGCUCUUGUUCCAAAAUGAGAUAUCUACCAUUUAAAAAAAAAAAAAAAAAGAAGACAGACACUCACCCUGGUUAAAGCAAAGGAACACUUUUAGAAAAACAAAAUGACAGAAGGUAACUUGGGUCUUGUGGUUGACAGAAAAACACUUUUCACAGACCGGCUCCUGCACAUUUUAUGAGAACAUUCAGAUAAUCAUCAUAUUUUGCCAAAAAUGGUUAUGUAACAUUUUGGACGAGAUCUCUUCAUAUAUUGCCUCUGAGCGGCUUCUCUCCAGGAGUACACUAGACAGCACACUAAGAUUUAGCUAUGAAAUAUUAAGAGCAUGUAUGUUGAAAAAAAGAAAAAAGAAGAACAAGAAGAAAUCAUAUGAUCAAAGAGACUUUUUUCGUCGCCACAGGAUUCUUCAAUGCGCGAAGCAUGUUUCGAAUUGCACUACUAAGAUGGUACUCAUUUCAACACAGAGAACAGUUUAACAGUAGCCGUAUUAAAGUAAUUUCUAGCUGACAGAUGUCUUUAGCUCAGUGCGUUAUAAUAAUAACAUAGAGAUGUUUAUUAAAUGUUCAAGUGGAGAGGAGCGUCCUGCGAGCCAACACAGCCUCUGGAAAAAGAUGAAGCCUCACUAGUACGAGCAAUCAAUGAACCUUCGAGCUAAAAGGCAAACAGGAUAACUUAUUACUCAAAUGCAUUUAUGUAAAAAAACUGAUUUUUGUUUUUAAUUUUCUUGGUUUUUGUUCAUUGAUGGGUGUGCACACACUGUAGAGCAACUGUGUGACUGCUGUUGCCGGGCAGAUUACACCCAGGCGACAGCAGGAAUCGAGGAGUUUCAUUCCACAACGAGAUUUUCCUCCCAUUAAACGACUGUUGGCAUAAAACUAAAUCACAUGGCAGGUUGAUAUCAAAGUCACAAGUUGUAUUAAGACGUUUCCUGACGGGACAGCGGCGGCCGAAUCUGGACACACACCUCCUGAUGUGGUUUCCUCUCUCGGUGCAGAUUUAAAAAAAAAAAAAAAAAAACAGUUUCAUGUCAAACUGCAGCCAUCUUCUCUACAAAUUUGCACAAAAACAGACAUAUUUCAGAGGGUAAAUAUGAAAUAUGUGCAAAAUCAACAGAAGCAAGAGUGUGUGUGUCUGGAUUUGGCUGCUUUUAAAGGAUACAAUCAUCUAUGUUUUUGUAAAUUUAAGUAAAGAUCAGGUUAGGGCUCAAUAUGAUCAUUUAUCACGUUUCAGUGGAGUCGUAUUGUUAUGAUGCAGCAAUUUUGAGAUCUCGACACACUGUCCUACUCUCUAAAUUGAAGCAAAAUAUAAAAACUCUGACAGAAGUAAAUUUGGUAGGAAUAUAACUUGGGAAAGAACAAGGAACAUAAUUUGAAAUUUUCAGUUUUAUGCCUAACAUUACUAUUUGGUUCAGUGGACUGAGCUUUAAUUGGAUUCCACUGCAUAAUUCUGCAUGCAUUAACCAUAACCUGAUAUUUUAUUUUAACCAAAAUGUGAUUAUCGUGACAUUGAUUUCUAAAGUAUCACCUCAGCCCUAUUUCAGUUUUUUCCCCAACAUGGCUGCACAGGGUGUAGUUUUGGAAUGAAACCCUCCACCUCGUCUCCGUUGGUCUUGUGCCUGCCGGACGCCAGCCGGGCCGCCGUGUUUGCCAAAUCCAGCCGGUCGGCUCCCAGAGGAGAGGCGCCGCUCGCUGGUGGAACAGGGUGAACUGUGGUGUAUUGUCAUUUUUUAACUCGUUUUUGUUUCUGUUUUUUUUUUUUUUUUUUUUUUUGGUCGUUGUAAAGCAGGCAGCUCUGCAAAAGCCGCUUCGAUCUUGAGGCCUGAUAGAUUUUCUUCUCAGCUUCCACUCGCCCUGAUUAGAGCCAAGGGCCGUUGUUGUAAAGCAAGUAGCUACUCCAAGUCAUGAAGGACUCCAGACGAAACUUGCAUGUCCACGUUUUUUCCUGCUCUUUUCACAGCGUGUCAUCUUCGUAGGGUGUGAAUAUUAUGGCGUUAGAUUCACAGGACUAAAAAACACUGACUUAACCAAUAGAACGAUAGCUUUACUCAGCAACAAAGCCACCGUUUAUUUUCAGAUGUGGGUGUUAAAUUCCUCUUUCGGUCUCGGAGACUGCGUUGUCCACUCUCGUCACAAGAGGAAUGGCUAAAAUAGCAAAAAGUUACUGUUAUAAGACUAGGCCAACACAUCAGUUUAACUGUCAGGUGUAACACUAGCUUUUAGUUUUUCUCUGCAGUAAGAAGUUGUUUGUAACAUUGGACAACAUUUUUUUUGUUCUGGGUUGAUUUUUAUAUUUAUGAUUUCUUAUGUAUAUUUGUUUUUUAAAAAAGAUAAUAAAAGAGAAAAUUUGAA
Molecule: messenger RNA, 8477 nt
Organism: Myripristis murdjan (pinecone soldierfish)
Lineage: Eukaryota; Metazoa; Chordata; Actinopteri; Holocentriformes; Holocentridae
Gene: slc44a1b
Product: solute carrier family 44 member 1b
Exons: 17
Coding region: 190-2217 (675 amino acids)
Biological process (GO): transmembrane transport
Cellular component (GO): membrane
Molecular function (GO): transmembrane transporter activity
Source: RefSeq, a predicted model, not a curated record